This is a messenger RNA of Schistosoma turkestanicum, 483 nucleotides long. Lineage: Eukaryota; Metazoa; Platyhelminthes; Trematoda; Strigeidida; Schistosomatidae. The record is from the annotation of a GenBank genome assembly.
AUGGAAGGUUCACUUAAAAUUGUGGACCGUGUAAAAAGUAUAUUCAAGUUAUCUCAAGGUGAAUAUAUUGCACCUGAGAAAGUAGAAGCAGCUUAUCAACGUUGCGGAUUAUUAAAUCAAAUAUUUGUAGAUGGUAGAAGUGAAAAAAAUUUCCCAGUUGCUGUAGUUGUCCUAAAUUCUACAGAAGUACGUUCCUCUCUAAGCGCUGGUAAGGUGCUGCAACAUCAGAAAUAUUCGGACUCCGAACUUAACCAAAAUGAAACGGUUAAUAGUUUUGUUUUGAAGAAAAUGAAUGCUACGGUAACAGAUCUGAAAGGUUUUGAAAAGGUCCAGGCAAUAUAUUUAUCAGACGAGCCGUUUACAGUAGAAAAUGGCCUAAUGACUCCAACAAUGAAAGUAUCACGUAAUAAAGCUCGUGUCCAUUUCGCAAAAAUAAUAGAUGACUUAUACGCAAAGUAUGAACUUAAUUCUGCUUCAAGAUAA